CACUGAAAGAAAAGACUGUGUCUUUUCCACAGGAUAAAGUGGAAUUCCGCUGGCUUUGAAUGUCAGAUUUACAGCCUCUUAAAAGAAAGGCUCUUACUUUUACGGCUCUUCGAGAAAAACAACCGAAUUUAAUAGCUACACCAGGGGUGUUCCAAUUAUGUGCUUUACUCCUGCUGCAUUACAGCGAUUUUAAGAACAAAAUUGCAGCCUGUGCGAUAGAAUUAGAUAAAGUUACCUGCUGUGAAAGGUUUGGCAUUGGGGUGGUUGUAUAUAAAAAGUGAGAUGGCAGGCGUACUUGCAAGACAUUUUCGGACGGAGAAGAGCUGGAGUUAUUCUGCCACCUGUCUCAGCAAGCAGGAUGGAGAAGUCCAGGAAGAUCUUUGUCAGUGUCCUCCUGUUCGUCAUGUCUGUGGAAAUCUGCUUGGCUCAACACUGGUCUUACGGCCUGCAACCAGGAGGAAAAAGGAAUGCCGAAAACCUGGCGGAGUCAUUUCAAGAGAUUGCAAAUGAAAUGGAAAAAUUAGGGGAAGCGCAGAAGGCUGAAUGCCCAGGCUCGUACCAGCGUUCCAGGUUCAGUGAUCUGAGGGAAGCCAUGGAAAGUCUGAUCGAAGGAGAAGCUAGACGAAAGAAGAUUUAAACCCAGAAAGCGAAACGGAACAACAGACCCAGAAUAAAAUUUCAAAGCUAUGUUAAAAUCAAUUUCUCUUCCAACGGCCUUUGCUUAGACUGCAUUAUGUGAAUAAAUACUCUGAAGUUGCAUUCAAAUAGUAGAAGAUAACUGUUGUGUGGAUUAGAUUACUAGUUUACGUGUAAAAAGAGCAACAUUCUGGUCCAGCAGUGGGGACUCAGCAGCACAGGGUCUGCUUUGUGUCCUGCAAUGAAAACUUGGACGUGACAGCUUUUGUUUCACAUGUACAGACAACGCCUGGACAAAGGCACUGUCUGAUCUCACUAGUCUCUGGAUAAAACGGUAGUACAACUUUGUU
Falco peregrinus (peregrine falcon) is the source of this 986-nucleotide messenger RNA. RefSeq names its product gonadotropin releasing hormone 1 (gene GNRH1). The transcript has 4 exons. Gene Ontology annotation, cellular component: extracellular region. Gene Ontology annotation, molecular function: gonadotropin hormone-releasing hormone activity. Gene Ontology annotation, biological process: multicellular organism development. NCBI's taxonomy places the organism in Eukaryota, Metazoa, Chordata, Aves, Falconiformes, Falconidae. The record is from RefSeq and is a predicted model, not a curated record. Bases 359 to 637 code for a protein of 92 amino acids.